AUAAAUAUGUAUCCUAAAUGAUCAUCAUCUUCAUAGUUCAUACCAUAGAACAGAAAUUAAAGAAAAAAAUACUGAAAAUAUGAAUUCAGUGAGGCCAUUAGUUUCCGUCAUUAUACUACUCAUCGCUGUGUUUAGCAUAAGUGAGAUUAAGACAGCUAGUGCAGGUCCUAAUGCUGCCCAGUGCCAACAAGAGAGAACCCUCGGCCUUAAUGCUUGCAAGCCAGUCGCGUACUUCAGGCCGCCGUCGGCAGAGUGUUGCCACCGAAUCAGAGUUUCACACGUGGAAUGUGUUUGCCCUUCAAUAACCCCUAAAAUUGCUGUACUUAUCGACGUUAACCGCGCCGUUCGAGUCAUUGAAGGUUGUGGUCGGAGAGUUCCUCGCCAUUUCAAGUAUCACAAGUCCAUGAAAACUGGACUUGCUUGCGACUAUCAAAUGGUGUUUCAAAUUUAAUAAGAGUGCUUGCAGAUGAUUAUAAUAUAAUAAGUUUAGUUUACGGAUGACGUGUUAAACUAAGUCUAUCUAAUAGUUUUUCAUGACUUUUGGAUUAAAUUUGUGUUAUGAAUAAGUGUUUGAUUGUAAUUUGUACCUAAA
This is a messenger RNA of Mercurialis annua (annual mercury), 592 nucleotides long. RefSeq lists its product as uncharacterized. NCBI's taxonomy places the organism in Eukaryota, Viridiplantae, Streptophyta, Magnoliopsida, Malpighiales, Euphorbiaceae. Bases 80 to 451 code for a protein of 123 amino acids. The record is from RefSeq and is a predicted model, not a curated record. The transcript has 2 exons.